AUGAGCAACGUUGCUCAAAGUGACUCGGAAACAGAUAAUUACUAUGAUGCAGAAUUAGACGACUUUAUAGACUACAGCGAAGAGGAAAAAAAUGUAAUACUUGAUAAGAAACAAUUGGUUGAGAUUGAGAAUAAUGAGUUGGCCCGUCGUCGCCAACAAGAAGGGGAGCAAGAGGAGCAAGAGGAGCAAGAGGAGGAGGAGCAAGAGGAUAGAAUACGGACCUUAACAACAACUCUAAAACCGACUGAAACUCAAGCUCAAAAAUUGUUGAAAGCUCAUAUCGCAGUACUAAUCUCAGCUUUAGGUGGUAUUGACCACACUUUGGAUAUAGUUCCUCCACUAUAUAAGCUAGGCCACGACGCUUUGGCGUGUUUGAAAGAUAUCAAAAGAUGGAUUAAAGCUGUUGACGAAAAACAAAAUAACUAUGAGGUCGCUAUAGCAUGUGCCGAGUGCAAAUUAAUACAAAAUGAUCUUAUUGUGAUCCUAUGUCAAUGGGAACAACAGAUGCAAAACCAGAAAAGAAAUUUUCAAAAUGACCAAAAGGACCAAAGAAGAUUGGGGUUGGGGUUAGGGUUCAGAAAUAAAACAAUAACCGAGAAAAUCAUGCUAUCGUGCUUGGAAAUAUUGGUGCUUUUAACAUGGCCAAUCGAAUUUGAUGAAAAUUUAUCGCAGAACCAAAAACUACUAUUUGCUGAUAUCAAGAAGCAACAUGUCAUUUACAAAAAGCAUAUCCUCACUUAUAAUGAUGGACAAUUAUUGAAAGCGGUUAUAAGACUAGCACUAUCUCCUAUUUCAAAGUCAAGAAUUGAUCGUGAACCAAGAGAUAAUCAAAUCAUAAGAUUGGUGCUAUAUUUUGUGAGAAAUUUGCUAGCGAUUGAACCGCCUGGCUAUUCCAUAUCUUCUAAAACGAGAAGUGCGCGAGUUUCUUCGUCCCAAUUGCCCAUUGGUGUUUCGUAUGAUGACAUAUCGAUUAAUAACACGCUCAAAGUGUUUAAGAAAAACAAGGUGCUCAUGCUACUCCAAACUAUAUCGGGUUCCAUAAACUCGGAAUUCGAUAGUGACCUAUUCAAUGAGAUAUGCCUUGAAUGUGUCUAUUUGAUGAUAAAAGGUUUGAAGGCAAAAGACGUGCUCGUUGCAAAACCAACACAGCCAACUGCUGAAGCUAAUGCAAAUGUCAAUGCUUCUACUCCAUUGGUGUCCCUCUCAAGUACUGUUGGUCUUGAGUUGCAAGACCUCCUCACAACAGAAGCUAAAAAGAAGCAAACACAAACACAAAACAUUGCAACAAGACACGGAAAGUUUGGUACACUACUAUCAAUAAGAUCGCCUUCAGAUGCAAAUUCGUAUGUAGUAUCAGGAGAAGAAGCUUUAUUCAACACCAACGGAACGAUGGAAAAACUUGAUAAAUCCAAGUCUUGGAAACAUCAGAACCAUUUUAAGUAUGAUUCUGAUGAGUAUAUUAAAACUAGUUCACCAGUAUACUUAAGUGGUCAAGGGAGGUCAAUCUUUUUCCACUUUGUUGAGGAGUUUUUGGCCGGCGGAUGCUUUAAUAAUUUAAUUGAAAGUAUGAGUUCAAAGUUGACAAGUGCCUCCGAAUAUUCCUAUAUUGACGAAUUGACCCAGGCUAGUUAUUUCUUUACUAUCGCAUGGUUUUUGAAUUACCGAAGAGAACAAAUCACUUUGAGUGGUUCAAACAAUUUUGAUUUCGGGUCAGUAAGAGCUGCCUUGAGCGAAGUCAACUUUAUAUUAAUUAUUGCAUAUUUAAGAGAUUCGUAUGGUAAAAAGUUAUGGAACUCUCUCCAUGUUGCCAUGAUUUGUUUUAGAGAAUUGUUACAGAUAUCACAAUCAAUAUUUGGUAAAAAGAGAAGAAAAGAAAAGGAGAAUAACAACAGCGAUGAUGAUGAUGAUGAUGAUGAUGAUGAUGAGAAUGAGAACUUUCAAUAUGAAAUAGAUCGAGAGUUAGCAGAGGGGAUAAUAAGAAAACUAUUUUCGUUUAAUGAUUUUCUUAAUGUCUUGAUUCAAGUACCACAAAUAGCAUACAAACAUUCACCUAUGUUUCUUGGAGAAUCAAUUCGCGUCAUCACCAUUAUUCUUAAAUCUUUUGAAUCAUUUUCCAAGGAAAACUUGCAAUUGUAUGUGCAAACGAAAAGGAGAAGGAGAAAAAGAAGAGAUAAAGCACAACAAGAAAACGGCAGAAGAAUUAAUGAAUUGGACAGAGAUACUGAGUCUAAGCUACAAACAGCUAUUUACGAAUCGGACGAAGAAUUAAUCGAAGAAAACAUAAGAGAAGUUAUAAAAGAAAGGAAAUUGAACUUUCAAAUGACUGAAGUGAGGUUUUUCAACCAAGGUAUUGUCACCACUUAUAUCGAAUACUUAUCGCGGUUUGAGGAUUUGACUUAUCAAGAUAUCAAAAUGUGUUUAAGCUAUUUUCACAAGUUAUUUGUUAUUAGAAAGGACUAUAAUGGAUUAUACAGGUUGGAUUUUAUGCAGUUGUUGGUGAAAUUGAAAAACCAUUUACCAAGAGGAAGUUCAAUUCGAACAACAGUUGAAGAGUUUAUCUAUUAUUUCAUGAAGAAAUUCAAAGUUGCCAUGGCAAGGUUUCCCAAUUGUAUUGAGAUUUUGUUUCCGAGAUUUGAAGACGCGAGGUUUAAGCUUUAUUUAACAACGGGAGAAUUAUACGAACUUGAUACUGCUAUUUACCCUAGAUCAAGCAAACAUGAUAGCAAAGAUAUGCCAUAUCGAGACGAAGGGGAAGAGGAAGGUGAUGUGGAAAGUGCCGCUUUUAACGGAGAAGAUGAUGAUGAAGAAGCAAUUGCUUUUGAGAUAGCUGCAAAUCCAAAUUCUACAAGACAUCACGCAUCAGACUUGGACCAUCUAGAUGAGUUAGAAAACCAAUUAAAUCAAUACCAAUCAAGACUGAAGUCGUCAUCGUCGUCAUCAUCAUCAUUGGAAAAAGGAAAAGCCAAGAAACGGAAACCAAAACAUAAAACCUCAAAGGAAGGAUCUCCACACAAGACUAGAAUAAGAAGAAGCGUGCCAAGGGAUUUAUUGGAAGAUAUUCAACCUAUAAAGUCUUUGGAAUAUGUAAACAACUCAGAUGAUGAUUCCGAUGAUGAGAAAAAUGCCCAGUUUUUCGCUAAAGAAGAGAGAUUGAGACAAUUGUUGAAUGAAACUGGAUGUAUCACUGAUUUUCAAAAGUUGGAAGAGUUUAAAAAAGUAUGGAUGCUGUAUUCUAAAACAGGUGGUUCUACCACAGAGAUUGCGGUAGCUAAUGCUGUGAAGGAAGUGUCUUUAUUUGUUGAAGAAGAAGAAGAAGAAGAGGAGGAGGAGGAGGAGGAGGAGGAGGAGGAGAAAAGGCAUAGUAACCAGUCUCAUAUUCUUCAAUCUCAAACUGAUGAAAGUGAAGAGCACAUAGACCAUCUUCAAUCAAGUAGCGCGUCUGAGUCAUCAGAUGAUGAAAAUGAAGCUACAGCUCACUCUUCAAACACUUCAGAGAUGGAAUCGUUAGACAUGUCAAGGGUAAAGCGCUCUAGAAUCGAAAGUGACGAAGAAGACGAAGAAAAAGAGGAGAAGGUUGCUGAGCAACUCUAUCGUCCCAAAAAGAAAAAACCAACAGUAAUUUGUGAUGACGAAGAUUGA
Lodderomyces oxycetoniae is the source of this 3639-nucleotide messenger RNA. RefSeq names its product Ybl053p (gene YBL053). The record is from RefSeq and is a predicted model, not a curated record. Gene Ontology annotation, molecular function: DNA binding. NCBI's taxonomy places the organism in Eukaryota, Fungi, Ascomycota, Pichiomycetes, Serinales, Debaryomycetaceae. The transcript has a single exon. Gene Ontology annotation, biological process: replication fork arrest; DNA repair; DNA replication checkpoint signaling. Bases 1 to 3639 code for a protein of 1212 amino acids. Gene Ontology annotation, cellular component: replication fork protection complex.